Molecule: messenger RNA, 1231 nt
Organism: Ricinus communis (castor bean)
Lineage: Eukaryota; Viridiplantae; Streptophyta; Magnoliopsida; Malpighiales; Euphorbiaceae
Exons: 1
Coding region: 510-1064 (184 amino acids)
Molecular function (GO): enzyme inhibitor activity
Source: RefSeq, a predicted model, not a curated record
UUUAAGUUAAAAUAAAAUUUAAAUUUAAUUACCCAUCCUAGAAUCAUGUAUCUAACACCUAGAUUUAAUUCAUUUAUAGACACUAAUAGCCAUAUAUCAAAGCAUUGGCUUAGUCAAGAGCCCAAAAAAAGGGGGAAAGUGAGAAAAACGUAUUUUAACAAAAUUGACUUAUUUAGCAAUUUACUUGUUUGUCUGAAGUGUUCUUUUCACCAUCCAGACACGAUGUGUGUUAUUUGUUUGAAUUGAAUGGUUGAUGCAUGUCAAUUCUGAAAUCUCUAAGCACCCAUUUCAUAAAAUUGUAAUAACAAAGGAUCAACAAGAAACAAAAGUUAACUGUUCAAGAAAAAAAAAAAAACAAGAAACAGAAGUUCUAAAUUAAGUUUUGAUUUCUGCUCCUGUAUAUAUAUAUAUAUAUAUAUAUAUAUAACAAUUCAAAUCCAGUGAAUCAAGCCAAGUACAUUACAACAUUAGCCCUAGAGAAAAGUUCCUGUGAUAACUUGGGGCAUACAAUGGAUUUUCAGAGUUGCAAUGUUAGGGUUUAUGCAGCCAGUUUCCUAUGCCUGUUCUUGUAUUUUCCUUCUCAAAUGGAGGCGACAUUCAAGAAUCCGGGUGAACUAAUCUCGGAUAUUUGCAAGCAAAGCGGAUCAGACAAGAAAUUCUGCAUCCAAAUCCUGAAAUCAAAUCCCCAGACAGCAACAGCAUCAAGUUUAAAAAGCCUGGCAGAAAUUGCUCUAGGAAUGGCAAGAAAAGAGUCAGUAAGUACAAGUGGUUUCUUUAAAUCUCUUUUGGUCAGAGAUAGUAAUAAUCCAGCAGCUAAGGCAUCCAUUGAAGAAUGUGCCAAGUAUUUUAGUGAAGCUGUUGGGAUGCUUAAUCUGGGUGGAUUAGAGGGUGGGACUGCAAGUUUGGAUGUGCAUUAUGCUCUUGAUAAUGCUCAGUAUUGUGAAAAUGCAUUGGCUAAUGCUAAUGUUCACAUUGGAUCAAUCGGUCCUGCAAUCCAGGAAUGGAAGAAAUCCUACUCAGUUGCAUAUGCAGCUGUAAUUGCUGUUGAAAACUCUCAGAACUGAUUGAUAUGAAAUUUUAAUUGAUUAUUGAGUAAGGUUGAUGAGCAUAUAUGAUUUAUUAAUUGUGUUAUUUACUUUUAUAAUUGUUAUUCUACGGAGACUUUAUUAUUUAACAACGUAAAUUAAGAGAAAUGAACAUAAACAGCUAACACAAUAAGAUUUCAUGCCUU